This is a messenger RNA of Telopea speciosissima, 5759 nucleotides long. RefSeq names its product brefeldin A-inhibited guanine nucleotide-exchange protein 2-like. Bases 163 to 5499 code for a protein of 1778 amino acids. Gene Ontology annotation, biological process: regulation of ARF protein signal transduction. Gene Ontology annotation, molecular function: guanyl-nucleotide exchange factor activity. The record is from RefSeq and is a predicted model, not a curated record. NCBI's taxonomy places the organism in Eukaryota, Viridiplantae, Streptophyta, Magnoliopsida, Proteales, Proteaceae. The transcript is spliced from 11 exons. Gene Ontology annotation, cellular component: trans-Golgi network.
GAAAAGGUCAGGGAAGAGAAAUUAAGCAACCAGCGUUUCUCUGCUGAAUUGCUAAUUAAACUCUCGCCAUUGACGAACCAGGGACUUAGCUCCCUCUUCUGAAACUGAUAAACCCUAAUUAUCGUUCGUUGGAUCUGAUACCCCUGCUAGGCUAGGUCGGGAAUGGCUUCUUCGGAAGCCGAUUCCCGUUUGAGUCAGGUAAUUACACCGGCUCUCGAGAAGAUCAUCAAGAGCGGUUCAUGGAGAAAACACUCCAAGCUCGUUCACGAAUGCAGAUCCGUAAUCGACAGAUUAGCUUCGCCUGACAAGUCUCCAACUUCUCCCAACGAAGACAGUUCAGUGCCCGGUCCGUUACAAGAUGGCGGCACCGUUGAAUUUUCUCUGGCGGAGUCUGAAUUGAUUCUCAGCCCUUUGAUUGCCGCUUCUGGAUCUGGAUUUCUUAAGGUUGCUGAACCGGCUGUUGAUUGCAUCCAGAAACUAAUUGCUCAUGGCUAUAUUCGUGGUGAGGCGGACCCUUCCGGAGGCUCUGAAGCCAAGCUUCUUGCUCGUAUGAUGGAAGCUGUUUGUAAGUGCCACGAGUUGGGUGAUGAUGCGGUUGAGCUCCUGGUACUGAAGGCACUGCUUUCAUCUGUUACUUCGAUCUCAUUGCGGAUCCAUGGGGAUUGCUUGUUGCAGAUCGUUAGGACUUGCUAUGAUAUCUACUUGGGGAGCAAGAAUGUCGUUAACCAGACUACUGCCAAGGCUUCUUUAAUACAGAUGCUGGUGAUUGUGUUUCGGAGAAUGGAGGCUGAUUCGUCGACUGUUCCUGUUCAGCCAAUUGUGGUUGCGGAGCUGAUGGAGCCUGUGGAGAAGUCUGACACAGAUGGAAGCAUGACACAGUUUGUGCAGGGGUUCAUUACCAAGAUCAUGCAAGACAUUGAUGUGGUCUUGAAUCCGACCCCAACGGGGAAGACUGGGCUGGGUGGGCAUGAUGACGCAUUCGAGACUACAACAGUUGAAACCACAAAUCCAGCUGAUUUACUUGAUUCCACAGAUAAAGACAUGCUAGAUGCCAAGUAUUGGGAGAUCAGUAUGUACAAGACUGCCCUGGAAGGGAGGAAAGGGGAAUUGGCCGAUGGAGAGACUGAGAGAGAUGAUGACUUGGAAGUUCAGAUUGGGAAUAAGCUAAGGAGGGAUGCAUUCUUGGUUUUCAGAGCACUUUGUAAGCUCUCGAUGAAAACACCUCCGAAGGAGGCCUUGAAUGAUCCACAAUUGAUGCGUGGGAAGAUUGUGGCUUUGGAGCUGCUGAAGAUUCUGCUUGAGAAUGCUGGAGCUAUUUUCAGGACUAGCGACAGGUUCUUGGGUGCUAUUAAGCAAUAUUUGUGUUUGUCAUUGUUGAAAAACAGUGGUUCCACACUUAUGAUUGUUUUCCAGCUUUCAUGCUCCAUUUUUAUCAGUCUGGUAUCAAGAUUUAGAGCUGGAUUGAAGGCAGAGAUUGGAGUGUUCUUUCCUAUGAUUGUUCUCAGAGUUUUGGAAAAUGUUGCUCAGCCUAAUUUCCAGCAGAAGAUGAUAGUGCUUCGGUUUCUGGAGAAAUUAUGUGUUGAUUCACAGAUUUUGGUAGAUAUUUUCAUUAAUUACGACUGUGAUGUCAACUCGUCUAACAUAUUUGAGAGGAUGGUCAAUGGACUUCUAAAAACUGCUCAAGGUGUCAGCCCUGGUGCAGUCACUACCUUACAGCCAGCUCAGGAUGCCACCAUGAAACUUGAUGCUAUGAAGUGCUUGGUGGCAGUUUUGAGAUCAAUGGGAGAUUGGAUGAACAAACAGUUGCGCAUUCCAGACCCUCGUUCUCCUAUGAAAUUAGGAGCAGCUGAAAAUCCUGAAACCGGAGCCCUUCCUAUGGAAAAUGGGAAUGGGGAUGAGCCUGCUGAAGCAUCGGAUUCUCAUUCUGAGACCUCCAGUGAAGUUUCAGAUGUGUCCUCUAUUGAACAGCGCCGGGCUUACAAGCUUGAACUUCAGGAAGGUAUUUCCCUUUUUAAUCGAAAACCUAGAAAGGGAAUUGAGUUCCUUAUCAAUGCAAAGAAGGUAGGUGACUCACCGGAGGAGAUUGCAGCUUUCCUUAAAAAUGCAUCUGGCUUGAACAAGACUUUGAUCGGUGAUUAUCUAGGAGAGAGAGAAGACUUACCACUAAAAGUAAUGCAUUCAUAUGUGGAUUCAUUUGAGUUUCAAAGGAUGGAAUUUGAUGAGGCAAUCAGGUCCUUUCUGCAAGGCUUUAGGUUGCCGGGCGAAGCACAGAAAAUUGAUCGAAUCAUGGAAAAGUUUGCUCAGCGUUAUUGCAAAUGUAAUCCAAAAGCUUUCAUUAGUGCAGAUACAGCAUAUGUCCUUGCAUACUCUGUUAUAAUGCUCAACACUGAUGCUCAUAACCCUAUGGUCAAGAACAAGAUGUCAGCUGAUGAUUUCAUAAGGAACAAUCGUGGCAUAGAUGAUGGAAAAGAUCUACCUGAAGAGUACUUGAGAUCCUUGUUUGAACGUAUUUCAAGGAAUGAGAUUAAAAUGAAAGAAGAAGAUGAUUUGGCUCCUCAACAGAAGCAGGCUAUGAAUUCAAACAAACUUUUAGGCUUGGACAGUAUUUUGAAUAUUGUUAUCCGUAAGCGAGGAGCAGAAACACAUAUGGAGACCAGUGAUGAUCUCAUGAGGCACAUGCAAGAGCAAUUUAAGGAAAAAGCUCGUAAAUCUGAGUCAGUUUAUUAUGCUGCAACAGAUGUAGUAAUCUUGAGAUUCAUGAUUGAGGUCUGCUGGGCUCCUAUGCUGGCUGCCUUCAGUGUUCCACUGGACCAAAGUGGUGACGAAGUAGUAAUUGCCCAGUGUCUUGAAGGCUUCCGUUAUGCAAUCCAUGUUACUGCAGUGAUGUCAAUGAAGACCCACAGGGAUGCUUUUCUUACUUCACUGGCGAAGUUCACUUCCCUCCACUCAGCUGCUGAUAUGAAGCAGAAAAACAUUGAUGCAAUCAAGGCAAUUCUUAUCAUUGCAGAUGAAGAUGGGAAUUACUUACAAGAAGCUUGGGAGCAUAUUUUGACAUGUGUUUCACGGUUUGAGCAUUUACAUCUCUUGGGGGAGGGUGUUCCUCCAGAUGCUACAUUUUUUGCAACUACUCAGAACGAGGGAGAAAAAUCAAGACAAGCCAAAUCAACCAUCCUUCCUGUUCUGAAGAAAAAGGGACCUGGGCGAAAUCAAUUUGGAGCUGCAGCUGGCAGAAGGGGUUCAUAUGAUAGUGCUGGUGUUGGUGGUCAUGCCUCUGGAGUAGUUACAUCUGAACAGAUGAGCAAUUUAGUGUCCAACCUAAACAUGUUGGAGCAAGUUGGAAGUUCUGAAAUGAAUCGCAUAUUCACAAGAAGUCAGAGAUUGAAUAGUGAGGCAAUAGUUGAUUUUGUUAAAGCCCUUUGCAAGGUUUCUAUUGAAGAAUUGCGAUCUUCAUCUGAUCCAAGGGUUUUCAGCCUUACAAAGAUUGUUGAGAUUGCGCAUUAUAACAUGAAUCGUAUCAGGCUUGUGUGGUCAGGCAUCUGGCAUGUGCUUUCGGAUUUCUUCGUAACUAUUGGCUGCUCUGAAAACCUGUCGAUUGCAAUUUUUGCAAUGGACUCCUUGCGUCAGUUAGCAAUGAAAUUCUUAGAUCGAGAAGAAUUGGCUAAUUAUAACUUCCAGAAUGAGUUUAUGAAGCCAUUUGUCAUUGUUAUGCGCAAGAGUAGUGCUGUUGAAAUAAGAGAAUUGAUUAUCAGAUGCGUCUCUCAAAUGGUUUUAUCUCGUGUCAAUAAUGUCAAGUCGGGAUGGAAAAGCAUGUUCAUGGUUUUCACAACUGCAGCUUAUGAUGACCACAAGAACAUUGUACUUUUGGCUUUUGAGAUAAUUGAGAAGAUUGUGCGAGACUACUUCCCGUACAUAACUGAAACAGAAACCACCACAUUUACAGACUGUGUGAACUGCUUGAUCGCAUUUACAAAUACUCGGUUCAACAAAGACAUUAGUCUGAAUGCAAUUGCUUUUCUUCGGUUCUGUGCGGCCAAACUUGCAGAAGGGGAUCUUGGUUCCUCGUCAAGGAAUAAAGACAAGGAUUGCUAUGGGAAGAUUGCUCCAUUGUCCCCUCAAACAGGCAAAGAUGGAAAACAAGAUGGUGUGGAACUCGCUGAUAAAGAUGAUCAUAUAUAUUUCUGGUUCCCAUUGUUGGCUGGAUUGUCAGAGCUGAGCUUUGACCCAAGGCCCGAUAUUAGACAAAGUGCCCUGCAAGUGCUCUUCGAUACUCUGCGCAACCAUGGUCAUGUUUUCUCAUUGCCAUUGUGGGAACGUGUAUUUGAUUCAGUUCUUUUCCCCAUAUUUGACUAUGUACGGCAUGCGAUUGAUCCUUCUGGAGGAGACUCACAAGCGCUAGGACUUGAAGGUGAUACAAAUGAGCUAGAUCAAGAUGCAUGGCUCUAUGAAACAUGCACACUGGCCCUCCAACUAGUUGUAGAUCUCUUUAUUAAAUUUUAUCACACUGUAAAUCCACUCUUGAUAAAAGUUCUGAUGUUGCUGACAAGUUUCAUUAAACGUCCCCACCAAAGCCUUGCUGGCAUUGGCAUUGCUGCAUUUGUUCGUUUACUGAGUAAUGCCGGAGAUCUGUUUUCCGAAGAGAAGUGGCUAGAAGUGGUUUUGUCGUUGAAAGAAGCAGCUAAUGCUACACUUCCGGAUUUUUCACAUGUUAUUGAUGAAAGGACUUUGGCUAGAAACCAUGAAGAUUCUUCGGCACAAAGAAAUGGUGAGUCUGCUGAGUCUGUUACGCCUGGUGCUGAUUUGCAGAGCUUGAGAGAACGCAAUCUUUAUUCUGUAAUUUCUGAUGCUAAAUGCCGUGCUGCUGUUCAGCUUCUGUUGAUUCAGGCUAUUAUGGAAGUAUAUAACAUGUAUAGGGCUCAGCUUUCAGCAAAGAAUACUAUAGUGCUGUAUGACGCAUUGCAUGCAGUGGCAUUCCAUGCUCACAAAAGAAAUGGUGAUAGUAAUCUGCGCUCAAAGUUGCAGGAGCUUGGCUCCACAACCCAGAUGCAGGACCCUCCAUUGCUGCGCCUUGAGAAUGAAUCCUACCAAAUUUGCCUCACAUUGUUGCAGAAUCUGAUAUUGGACAAGCCCCCUAGCUAUGAGGAGGUAGAAGUGGAAGCCUACCUUAUCAAUCUCUGCAGGGAGAUCCUUCAGUUUUACAUUGAUACAGUCCAUUCUGGGAGCUCAUCCAAAGUGUGUGCUGAUGGUCAGCCAAGGGCUCACUCGUUGAUCCCUCUUGGUUCUGGCAAACGAAGGGAGUUGGCAGCACGUGCACCACUCAUUGUGGCAACCCUCCAGGCUAUAUGUGAGUUGGAGGAAUCCUUGUUUGAGAAGAACUUGGCUCAGUUUUUUCCUUUACUGUCGAGUCUGAUUAGUUGUGAACAUGGAUCAAAAGAAGUACAGGUGGCACUGAGUGAUAUGCUCGGCUCUUCAGUGGGUCCGAUUUUGCUUCAAUCUUGUUGAGUGGGCAAGAUCUGACUUGAGAAUUUGGGAGGUGUAUGAUAUUUUUCUCCUUUCAUAUUUUUUAGUUGUCUUUGUAGUCCAGUUUUCAUUUUGUUCUCUUGUUAUAUGUUAUUACCAUUGAGGAAGCAUGGGUUAGUAGUGUAUUUUAGCCAUGUUUUUGUAUGGGGGAAGGCUUCUGAACCUUUUUGUAAUAUAGAGAGAACACAGCUCCUUUAUUCAAAGUUCAUAGAUUUUUCUCCAGAGGAUAUUUUCAUGUUUUA